Mesorhabditis spiculigera is the source of this 1092-nucleotide messenger RNA. The record is from the annotation of a GenBank genome assembly. Lineage: Eukaryota; Metazoa; Nematoda; Chromadorea; Rhabditida; Rhabditidae.
AUGGACGCGGAGGAACUAUUGCAGCUGAUAACAACAGCAAGGGACAAGGCUGGAACCGACAACCAUGAAGAAACAAUCGCCGCCUACACCAAUGCCAUCGCACAACUAUCCGCCGCCGUCCCUGGCCUGCGCGGCCGAGACAAGAUCAGCGCAAAGAAGUUGUGCGCGGAACUCGAGAUAGAAAGGGGAAUGAUCGCCGACAGCCGCAAUGAGUUUCUAGCCCUGUGCGACCUCGUCCGCGGCGCGAAUGAAGGGCCCAGGGACCCAGGUGUCUGGUCGCCACCACCAACUGCGCUGGCCAAGAAGAACAAACCUAGAGCUGCCGCUGCUCCGGCUAAUGCGGUUUUGAAUGCUUCAACGUUGGACAAGACGAUCAUUCCGCCCAAGCCAGAUGCCCCCGAAGACGAGCUGACCAAGUUCAUCGAAGAUACCAUCGAGACCGCUCCAGCGAGACAGUCAAUAGACGAUAUUCAAGGCUGUGAUGAAGUGAAGAAGGCGUUGAAGAUGAAGUUCGUCCUUGCACCAAUGCACCCCGAAUUUUUCAAGGCGACAGAGCGAGAACCGUCGGUGGUCUUCAUCGACGAAGUUGAUUCAAUCGGGACUGUGCGUGGCUCAAGUCAAGAGCACGAGGCCAGCCGUCGUCUAAAAUGCGCGCUUCUCCGCAGCUUUGACGAGAUCACUCAGGGCGGCUUCGAUGUUUACGUUAUCGGAUGUACAAACACUCCAUGGGAUCUCGAUACCGCGCUGCUCAGGCGAUUUGAGAGCAAGUAUUACGUCGCGUUGCCGACAAUCGAAAUCAUCCAAAAGAUGAUCACCAAAGCUCUCGCAGAGGUGCCACUCGACAAAGAUCUUUCUUUGGAAGAGCUGGCUGGCUGUCUCUAUGGCCGCUCGGGAGCCGAGAUCUACACUUGCUGCCGCGCUGCCGUCAACCUCGCCUUUGCCUCCAUUUCGCCCGAAGAUUUCACGGACCUAUCAGCCUCGAUCUUGAACAAACCGAUCGGCUGGGACGAGUUCCGCACCGCCAUGCGUUCGAACCCUCCAUCUGCGACAGAAGCCAUCCUGAAGCGAUACCAAGAAUGGCAGAAUCCUACC